Molecule: messenger RNA, 264 nt
Organism: Geosmithia morbida
Lineage: Eukaryota; Fungi; Ascomycota; Sordariomycetes; Hypocreales; Bionectriaceae
Product: cytochrome-b5 reductase
Exons: 2
Cellular component (GO): intracellular membrane-bounded organelle; endoplasmic reticulum membrane
Molecular function (GO): heme binding
Source: RefSeq, a predicted model, not a curated record
AUGGAGUUCAAGAAAUUCAGCCCCGAAGACGUCUCGGCACAUAAUACGGACGGUGAUAUAUACAUUGCCAUCCAUAGCCACGUCUACGAUGUGAGCAAGUUUGCCAGCCAGCACCCGUACACUACUAACUCUGGUGAGCGCAGUGGUGGUUCUGAAAUAUUUUUCGACGUGGCUGGGAAAGAUGCGACUGAAGCAUUUGAGGACAUCGGCCACAGCGACGAGGCCCGUGCAAUGCUUCCGGAAUUCACAGUUGGCGAGCUAGAG